CGCCGGAGAGGGGCGGGGCGCGAGGGGCGAGCGGCUCGGGUAAUGGCAGCGCUGUGAGGACGAGGAGGGGGGCAGCGAGCGCGGCCGCGCGACAGGGAGCGAGGGAGCCGGCGGCGGCGCCGAUCGGAUCGGCCCCGUGCCGCCAGAUUAACACUAAAACCCCACAAUGUCCUUGAAACCACGAGUGGUUGACUUCGAUGAAACAUGGAACAAACUUCUAACAACAAUUAAGGCUGUUGUUAUGUUGGAUUAUGUUGAAAGAGCAACGUGGAAUGACCGCUUCUCAGACAUUUAUGCUUUGUGUGUGGCCUAUCCUGAACCUCUUGGAGAGAGACUUUAUACUGAGACAAAGAUUUUCUUGGAAAAUCAUGUACGCCAUUUGCACAAGAGAGUUUUGGAAUCUGAAGAACAAGUACUGGUUAUGUAUCACAGAUACUGGGAAGAAUAUAGCAAGGGAGCAGACUAUAUGGACUGUUUAUACAGGUACCUCAACACGCAGUUUAUUAAGAAGAACAAAUUGACUGAAGCUGAUCUUCAGUAUGGUUAUGGUGGUGUGGAUAUGAAUGAACCACUGAUGGAAAUAGGAGAGCUAGCUCUUGAUAUGUGGAGAAAAUUAAUGAUUGAGCCACUACAGGCCAUCCUUAUUCGAAUGCUCCUCCGAGAAAUCAAAAACCCAAGCACUCCUUCUUCAAGUCAAGCUGAAUAUCAACUUAAGCAUUUUUGUUUCAACACAACAGGAGGCCGACAAGAUCUUGAAUUUGAUCGCUGUGGAGAAGAUCCAAACCAGAAAGUAAUCCAUGGGGUUAUUAACUCCUUUGUUCAUGUUGAACAGUAUAAGAAAAAAUUGCCCCUAAAGUUUUAUCAGGAAAUUUUUGAGUGUCCUUUUCUGAAUGAAACAGGGGAGUAUUAUAAACAAGAAGCUUCAAAUUUAUUGCAAGAAUCAAAUUGCUCACAAUACAUGGAGAAGGUUUUAGGUAGAUUAAAAGAUGAAGAAAUGCGGUGUCGGAAAUACUUGCAUCCCAGCUCAUAUGGUAAAGUGAUUCAUGAGUGCCAGCAGAGAAUGGUAGCUGAUCACUUGCAGUUUCUACAUGCAGAAUGUCACAAUAUUAUCAGACAAGAGAAGAGAAGUGACAUGGCAAAUAUGUAUACUCUACUUCGUGCUGUGUCAAGUGGUUUACCUCAUAUGAUUCAGGAACUACAAAACCAUAUCCAUGAUGAGGGCCUUAGAGCAACCAGCAAUCUUUCUCAGGAAAAUAUGCCAACUCAGUUCGUGGAGUCGGUUUUGGAAGUACAUAGUAAAUUUGUUCAGCUCAUCAACACAGUUUUAAAUGGUGAUCAACACUUUAUGAGUGCCCUUGACAAGGCUUUGACAUCAGUUGUUAACUACAGGGAGCCCAAGUCAAUCUGCAAAGCACCUGAGUUGCUGGCCAAGUACUGUGACAACUUAUUGAAGAAGUCAGCAAAAGGAAUGACUGAGAACGAAGUAGAAGACAAACUUACAAGUUUCAUUACUGUUUUCAAGUACAUUGAUGACAAAGAUGUAUUCCAAAAGUUCUAUGCCAGAAUGUUGGCAAAAAGAUUAAUUCAUGGUUUAUCUAUGUCUAUGGACUCUGAAGAAGCCAUGAUUAAUAAACUAAAGCAAGCCUGUGGUUAUGAAUUUACCAGCAAGCUUCAUCGAAUGUAUACAGACAUGAGUGUUAGUGCUGAUCUCAACAAUAAAUUCAACAACUUUAUCAAAAACCAGGACACAAUUAUAGAUUUGGGAAUUAGUUUUCAGAUAUAUGUUCUACAGGCAGGUGCAUGGCCUCUAACUCAGGCUCCUUCUUCUACAUUUGCAAUUCCUCAGGAACUGGAAAAAAGUGUACAGAUGUUUGAAUUAUUCUACAGUCAGCAUUUUAGUGGAAGGAAGCUUACUUGGUUACAUUAUCUCUGUACAGGUGAAGUAAAAAUGAAUUAUUUGUGCAAACCUUAUGUAGCCAUGGUCACAACGUACCAAAUGGCAGUGUUGCUUGCCUUCAACAACAGUGAAACUGUCAGUUAUAAGGAGCUUCAAGACAGUACGCAAAUGAAUGAGAAGGAACUGACAAAAACUAUCAAAUCCUUACUUGACGUUAAAAUGAUCAACCAUGACUCAGACAAGGAGGAUGUGGAGGCAGAGUCUACAUUUUCAUUAAAUAUGAACUUCAGCAGUAAACGAACGAAAUUUAAAAUUACUACAUCAAUGCAGAAGGACACACCACAGGAGAUGGAGCAGACCAGAAGUGCUGUAGAUGAAGAUAGAAAAAUGUAUCUUCAAGCUGCUAUAGUCCGUAUCAUGAAAGCACGUAAAGUGCUGCGACAUAAUGCUCUUAUUCAGGAGGUAAUUAGCCAAUCAAGAGCUAGGUUUAAUCCAAGUAUCAGCAUGAUUAAGAAGUGUAUUGAAGUUCUGAUAGACAAACAGUACAUAGAGCGAAGCCAGGCCUCUGCAGAUGAAUACAGUUAUGUAGCAUGAUGUUGCUAUCCUGCAGGUAUGAUUGUAAGGAGAUCAUUGCUGUCACUGUUUGGUGUGUUCCUGUGGGAAGAGGCAGGCCUGUGCCUCCAUAAUUGGUCACUUGGCAGCCCCCGUUUUUCUGCUGUUUACAACAUCACCAGUGCCAUGUCAUGAGCGUCAAUGAAAAUGCCUAUAGAUAUUUCAAGCUCAUGUCAUUAUGACAUUUCUUAAAACUUUACUAAAAGAAUGAGUGAAGUAUUGCUGAGAUGUGGAAAUUUGGUUGGGUACCAUGCUUUUUUUUUUUUUUUUUCCUCCCCUUUCACGUUUGCAGUUGAUGUUUUUUAAUGUAUCUUAAGACAAAGUUAAAAAAAAAAAGAAAGAAAAAAAAAAAAAGAAAA
Messenger RNA from Lagopus muta (rock ptarmigan), 2868 nucleotides. RefSeq names its product cullin 2 (gene CUL2). Bases 167 to 2491 code for a protein of 774 amino acids. Gene Ontology annotation, biological process: SCF-dependent proteasomal ubiquitin-dependent protein catabolic process; protein ubiquitination. Gene Ontology annotation, cellular component: SCF ubiquitin ligase complex; Cul2-RING ubiquitin ligase complex. The transcript is spliced from 22 exons. Gene Ontology annotation, molecular function: ubiquitin protein ligase binding. NCBI's taxonomy places the organism in Eukaryota, Metazoa, Chordata, Aves, Galliformes, Phasianidae. The record is from RefSeq and is a predicted model, not a curated record.